This is a messenger RNA of Pollicipes pollicipes, 656 nucleotides long. RefSeq lists its product as uncharacterized. The transcript has 5 exons. The record is from RefSeq and is a predicted model, not a curated record. Lineage: Eukaryota; Metazoa; Arthropoda; Thecostraca; Pollicipedomorpha; Pollicipedidae. The coding region runs from base 69 to 656 and encodes 195 amino acids.
GGAGGUGUCGGGUGGGGACCGGCCGCGCCGUGUGACCUUCGACGCUGACCUGGCCGGGUCACAGCGCCAUGCUCGCCGCCGGUGAGGAGCUCAGGCGCAUGGAGUCGAUGACUGCUAAUAUCGAAGGAGCGGACGGCCGGACCGGCGACGACUCCACGUGUGACCUGACUGACCUUUCCGAGGCCACCACCGAGAACUACAACUCGGCCGAUGACGACGAGAGCAAGGAUUUCCCUGCCGCCAAUGGUCCCGUGGGAGCGCCGGCGCAGUACCUGCACCAGCUGCACCUAGCCAUGACGUCGAUGCCGGCGGAGCUGGAGCUGCGGCAGAGCGCCGUCGGCCGCGGCCAGGGCGUCUGGACCCGGCUCCGGGUCGAGGCCGGCCGUCGGUUUGGCCCCUUCCUCGGCAACUGGACCGUGCAGCCCGUCAACGACCAGUACGCCUGGGAGGUGAGUUGGCUGGAGCGCACCUGGGACGCCCUCGGCCCAGGAGCGGACGGCCGGACCGGCGACGACUCCACGUGUGACCUGACUGACCUUUCCGAGGCCACCACCGAGAACUACAACUCGGCCGAUGACGACGAGAGCAAGGAUUUCCCUGCCGCCAAUGGUCCCUGCCACCACACCGAGUCUCCGAGGUUGAAAAUCACGCGCUGA